Molecule: messenger RNA, 954 nt
Organism: Lotus japonicus
Lineage: Eukaryota; Viridiplantae; Streptophyta; Magnoliopsida; Fabales; Fabaceae
Exons: 2
Coding region: 1-954 (317 amino acids)
Source: RefSeq, a predicted model, not a curated record
AUGGCGGAGCAUCGACUAUCACAUGGAGAGAGGUUGGAGCGAGCACACUAUCCGCCGCGACGGCACGAUGAGCAAGCAAGGUCUUUGGCUUCCUUCUCGAGGGACAAAAGAGGUGCGCAACUUCAACCUCAAGAACCGAGUGAUGGAGAGGGACAGGUAGAAGCAGAACGGUGUGCCUAUCACCGAAUCUCAGGACACGAUACUGGAAAGUAUCGAGCUCUACAGCGCGCGGUGGUGAAGCUGAUUGUGGCAGGGAAAUCAGCCACGACGCGGGGCGAUGUAUUUUCGACGGCCAAAGAAGUUGGCACGAUUGCUGGAGGUUUCGGCGGAGGAGGGACCACUAGUGCAGCACGGAAGCGAUAUGUUAGAGCGGUGAAUGCAGUUACAGAGAUUCCUUUUGGUUUUCAACAUCCAGAUAUCAUGUUUUCGUCUGCUGAUCUCUUCGGAAUAAAGCCGCAUUUAGAUGACCCGAUCGUGAUCUCCCUCCGUGUUAAUCAGCUCACCGUGCAGCGAGUGCUUCUAGACCAGGGAAGCUCAGCGGACAUUAUUUACGGCGGAGCGUUUGCUCGGCUUGGUGUGGGCGAGGGAAACCUCACUCCCUAUGAGGGAACUCUGGUGGGAUUCGCAGGUGAGCAAGUAUGGGUGAAAGGCGUCCUCGACCUUGACACCACGUUUGGCGAGGAAGAGAACGCUAGGUCGCUCAGCGUCAAAUAUCUAAUCCUUGAGGCUGAGGGGUCAUACAACAUGAUCAUCGGGCGAAACACCUUAAACCAUCUGUGCGCCGUGAUCUCAACACCCCACCUGGCGGUGAAGUAUCCGCUGUCGAAUGGGAAUAUUGGGGGAAUUGUUGUGGAUCAAAGGGUCACAAGGGAAUGCUACUGUAAUGCUGUGGAUCGGUAUGGGAAGAAAAACGCUUCAGUCGAAAAACGCUUCAGUCGGGCACCGUUGCAGUGA